AAAUAUUAAACCUUGCAGAAUGGUUUUAAUUAUUAAAAAGUCAAAACAUGACAUCGAGCCGACCCCUGGUGACCGUGGUACGAGCGGGACGCCAUAGCUUCGCGGAGGGAAUGCACUUGCAGCAACGCCUGGCGAAGUCUACCCAGAUUCUGGACCCACCCUCGGAGUUCCGAAACUACCUGGUGCUGCAGGAGCACGAUCCCGUCUACACAGUCGGCCUGAGGACAAAGGACUACACGGAGGAGGAUGAGCAUAGACUCCGCCGGCUGGGAGCCGACUUCCAGCGCACGGAUCGCGGCGGCUUGAUCACGUUCCACGGCCCCGGCCAGUUGGUGGCCUACCCCAUUUUGCACCUGCGCCAGUUCAAGGCGAGCAUGCGCUGGUACGUGGCCACGCUAGAGCGGACGGUCAUCGAAGCCUGCCGCCAGCUGGGGAUUCCCAAUGCCAUUACAACCAAGGACACCGGCAUCUGGGUGGGCAACCAAAAGAUCUGCGCAAUCGGUGUUCACGGCUCCCGUUACGUCACCACGCACGGCAUUGGCCUCAAUUGCUGCACGGACCUUCGAUGGUUCGAGCAUAUUGUGCCCUGCGGAAUUGAGGGCAAGGGUGUGACCUCGCUCAGCCAGGAGCUGGACAGACAUGUCCCCGUCCAGGAGGCCAGCGGCGCACUCCUGAGCAGCUUUGCCAAUGUGUUUGAAUGCCGCCUGCAGGAUCAGGCCGAAGGCAAAGUUACAAAAAGUGCAGAAGUAAAAUAACUACUAUAAUGCUACGUAUUUUGUACAUAAAACAAAGUUAAGCUAUUUGAAUUAUGGAUCGAUUUUUCUGAUCUGAUGCACUCAGGGUAUUCCCUAAACUAUUAAUUAGUUGAAUUUUAUCAGCAGUUCUACACAAACUUCGUUUCCAAAAAUUUCAGCAAUUUAUCAACAAGGAAACUGUUAACAGCCUUUAGGAUGAUAGGAUUAACAGAGUUAUUUGACAUGGAAGUUACCAAAUUGUAAAAUUUGUUUAUGCUUUGUAAUACGUAUGUAGGUAUACCCGAUACUUGUAAAGUAAAAAGGUUUAUUGCCUAUUGACUACUUCACAUCUCCUUUUAUACUCAAAUAACUACUACUAACUAGUUAUCAAACCAAGCACCUGCAAGACAGAUGGUUAAAUGACUUUUAGUCUAUGAAAACAGCCAAAAUUACACUUAUAAACAUGAUUUAAGUCGGCCUUAGAAACCAACGUUUCGCCCUUAUUUUUACAAAAUCACCAUAAAAUGGAGACCAAAUGCGAUUCGAGCUUGGUUUAAAAAAAAUGGUCUAAAAAAUCUCAUGGAUCUUUGGGUACUUUACGAACUUAUUGGGAUUUGUAAAUUAUAUCUUAAGUCGCCGCCAGUCAACAGGUCGGAAACCAUGAAUAUAUUCAAAAUAAAAUUAACCCUAAAAUUUAUAAAA
Molecule: messenger RNA, 1436 nt
Organism: Drosophila subpulchrella
Lineage: Eukaryota; Metazoa; Arthropoda; Insecta; Diptera; Drosophilidae
Gene: Lipt2
Product: putative lipoyltransferase 2, mitochondrial
Exons: 1
Coding region: 48-755 (235 amino acids)
Biological process (GO): protein lipoylation
Cellular component (GO): mitochondrion
Molecular function (GO): lipoyl(octanoyl) transferase activity
Source: RefSeq, a predicted model, not a curated record